Molecule: messenger RNA, 1116 nt
Organism: Ipomoea nil (Japanese morning glory)
Lineage: Eukaryota; Viridiplantae; Streptophyta; Magnoliopsida; Solanales; Convolvulaceae
Exons: 4
Coding region: 230-697 (155 amino acids)
Biological process (GO): mitochondrial respiratory chain complex III assembly
Source: RefSeq, a predicted model, not a curated record
UCUCACCCCUCUUCGCUCUGCCUCUGUCGCGACAGUUUCACAUUUCACCGGAAUAACCGCUCUGUCGCUCUGCCUCUGCCUCGCCAGUCACCGGCUUCGUCUCCGACCGUCGCUGGCUGCCUGGCUCGCUGCUCGGCUACUACUGCUUAGCCGCUCAGACCUCACAACCUCAGCCCAUUGCUCAGUUGAUUUCAAGAUUUUUCUACCCCGACCGCUGAACGGAGAAACCAUGGCAUCUCGAACCUUGGCGAUCCAUCUUUUCAGGAAGGUCCGAACCGUCCAAUACGGGUUGCCCCGCCGCUUGCACCACGGGCCAGACACUGUGGAGGAGCUUCUCGAUCGGCACAUCGUCAAGGAGGAGAGGAAGAGUCUCAACGACAACGAUAAUGAAAUCCUGACCCGCCAGUGGCUCACCAGCACUCGCCGAGAGGCGCUUAGUCUCUACAGGGACAUUAUCCGGGCUACCCGUUUCUUCAUGUGGCCUGACUCCCGAGGCGUUCUCUGGCGUGAUAUUCUUAGAGAGAACACCCGGAAGGAAUUCGAGGAGGCCCUAUCCGAAAGGGACCCGGAAGUUAUCACACGUUUGCUGAUUGGGGGUCGCGACGCUCUGCAUUCUGCGCUUGAUAAAGUUGUUGAGAAACAGAAGCAAGAGAUGCAGAAGCAACAAGGCAAUUCAAAAUCUUCUCCAAUUUUGUGAAUGGAAUCUCAAAACGAGCAUGCUAUUUUAGGUUAUGACUCUCAUUGGAUUCAGACAACAGGUAACUCGGGUCAGGGUCAAGUUUAUUGAUCUCCAGAACAGAUUGAUUGAGGAUAUGGGGAAUGUGAGGGGAUCAAUGAGAGAGGUUGAUCAUUUUGGUUGAGUUUGAGUGAGAGGCCUAGAGAUUGAUUGCAGUGAUGCCAAUGGAUUUAUCUCUCGACCCGCCAUUAGAGGGUUUGAAUACCUUCGAUAUGAUGCUUUAAUAGCAUUUUUUAUGUAAUGGUUAUUAGUUUCAUGUGGGAUAAUAAUUGGGACUUUACUUUGAUCAAAUGAGUUAUAAUUUUUUUCUUAUUAGUUUGGACAAGUGUUUAAAGUGUUGGUACUAAAUUGAAUGGGAUUGUUAUGUGAUUUUCUUGCAA